Eimeria mitis is the source of this 975-nucleotide messenger RNA. RefSeq lists its product as uncharacterized. Gene Ontology annotation, biological process: magnesium ion transport. Gene Ontology annotation, molecular function: magnesium ion transmembrane transporter activity. The coding region runs from base 1 to 975 and encodes 324 amino acids. The record is from RefSeq and is a predicted model, not a curated record. Lineage: Eukaryota; Apicomplexa; Conoidasida; Eucoccidiorida; Eimeriidae. The transcript is spliced from 2 exons. Gene Ontology annotation, cellular component: membrane.
AUGACGACACACCUUCACGGCAGCUCCACCAGGGGCCCAGGGACGAUCGCCCGCUGCAUCGCAACCCUGAGCAGCUUCGGGCCUAGCAGCAGCAGCAGCAGCAGCAGCAGCAGCAGCAGCAGCAGGAGCAGCAGCAGGGCCGAGCCCGAUGCCAUUGAACUGCACGAGUGGAAAUCUACAUCCGCCCCGACGAGGCAAUCCCCCAGCAGAACUACAACAGAAGAUGAACAGGAGCAGCCGGCGAGCAACCCCACCAAAACACCACCUUCUCUGGGUCAACGCGGUACUCAUCUCUUGCGGUGGAUACGGGGUACCAACGCCGGCGGGUGGUGGGGGCCCCUAUUGCUGCUGCUGCUGCUGCUGCUAGUUGAUUCUCUCUCCCCCUCAGCAGCAGAAUCUACAGUAUCUGAGACCCUGCAACAAACCCUGAGGGGUGUAUGGUUCGAAACAGAGGGGCCCCCUCAAGGAGAGGGCUAUAAACUACCGGCGGGGCCCCCCGAAGUCAAGCAAGAGGGGGCCCCCGAAGCGGAGGAGGGGGCCCCCCAGGACCCCCAGGGCCCCCAGGGCCCCCAGGGUCCCCAAGAGGAGCAAGAGGGUUCGUUUGGCUGGGGUGGGGCCCCCUUUCGUCGUCUGAGUAGUUUGUCUGGGUGGGCCGCGGAUGUCGAGGCCUCGCUGCGGCUGAGUCCGCGGCUGAGUCUAUACUUAGGGGUAUUCUUAACCCUCUCUGGCUCUCUGCUGAUGGCGGGGGGAGGGACCCUCAUGAAGCUCGGCCUGAGCGUUGACGAUGCAGACGCCAUGCAGGGACAGUCCUGUGACCAGCAGUGGCUCUGGGGCUUCGCAGCUUACGUCGUUGGGGCUUGCAUGCACGUGGUGGCUCUUGGCUUUGCUCCCGCUAGUGUUCUCUCUCCUAUGAACUCCAUUGGCCUCAUAGCCAACGCUAUCGCGUCAGCGGUGGGUCUUUCGCCAGCUAGCUAG